Messenger RNA from Lucilia cuprina (Australian sheep blowfly), 1992 nucleotides. It is a transcript of the gene PIG-C, whose product is annotated as phosphatidylinositol N-acetylglucosaminyltransferase subunit C. Lineage: Eukaryota; Metazoa; Arthropoda; Insecta; Diptera; Calliphoridae. Gene Ontology annotation, biological process: GPI anchor biosynthetic process. Gene Ontology annotation, cellular component: membrane; glycosylphosphatidylinositol-N-acetylglucosaminyltransferase (GPI-GnT) complex. The coding region runs from base 221 to 1069 and encodes 282 amino acids. The transcript has a single exon. The record is from RefSeq and is a predicted model, not a curated record.
AUAGACACAUUCGACAACUUUUUAAUUCCCUAAAAAUAACUGUUCUUAUCUAUGAUUACCAGACUGUUAAAUUAUUCUUCUUCCAACAAAAGUAAAUCACUGAGAAUUAUUAACACAAGCAAUCAGCUGUAUAGUGUUGUCAUUUCAAUUUUGUUGUUGGAGAAAAUUUUUAUGUAAACAAUAGUUUUUGAUAGAAUAGAACUAUAAUAUUUAUAUUUAAAUGAAUACAAAACGUAAAAUUUGGCGAAAGAAUUUAUACGAAAAUGAGGAUUAUCCAGACAAUUAUACAGAUCCAACAUUUUUAAAAGAUUUAAAGACCAAUUUGCAUGUACAGUUUUACACACUUAAUGAAGUCAUCCAAGGAGUUACAGUCCUCAAUAAUCAGAUAUCAUGUAUUACAGCAUUUCUAAUCAUAUUUUAUGCAAUGUACAGUGAAAAGGCAUCACCCACGGAUAUACUAUGGCCAAGUUUUCUUUUGACCAUUGUCGGUUAUAUUUAUUUUCGCCGAAAACAUUUCAACCUAGCAAUCGUUGUGGAGGAUUCAAAAACAUUGCUGGCGGUACUGCUGUUUGGUUAUCUUUUUGCUCCUAUAUUACACACUCUUACAGAUGCAGUGUCCACAGAUACAAUUUUUUCCAUGACAUUUAUUGUGAUGUUUUUGAAUUUGAUAUUUUGCGAUUAUGGACUUUCAGUGGCAAUGGUUUCUAAGACAAUAUCUUUGAAUGCGGCUAUAUUUGGAUCGAUAUGCCUAGCAUCCCGUUUAUCAACAUCAUAUCAUGCCUUCGUUUUAUUGGUAGAGGCAGCAAUAUUUUUCGUCUUGUAUCCUAUAGUGACGAAGGAAUAUUGGCGUUAUUAUAUGUUACUGCCUAUUUUUGGGGGUUGCAGUUAUUGCCUGUAUUAUAUAUCGGUCAAUGUGUUAUGGAUUUAUGUUUUCGUGACAUUAUUCAUUAAUAUCCUGUGCCCAUGCAUUUUUGUUCUACAACAACGACAUAAACAUAAUAUCCAUGGACCCUGGGAUGAGGCAAUCGUUGAAGAGACCACCGAUGAUAAUAUUGAUAUCAAAUUAUAGCACUUAUUAAAUCCUAUAUAAUUUUUUAUGUUAUAAGUUAAUAAAAAUCUAAGAAAUGCUCUAUGUAAAUAUAAUGUCCCUAAUGAAAAAAAUCAAAAAUACAUUCAAGGGUAGUACAUAAACCGCCGAACAGAGUUGAAUAUACAUACAUGGAAAGUUCACAUGUCCAAGGUCAGCAAAAUUCUGUUUAUUUCUCAAAAUAUUAAUGUAGUAAUGUAAUGUAAAGUGGAAACACUUUUUCUUUGAACCUGAACAAGUUUAUACAUUGCUUUGAAAAGUUGAAAUUAAUUCUACUUUUAAUCGACGAAAUACUGUUAAAAGACAAAUUAUUCCAUAUUUACAAAAUUAUAAUGGUGAAUACCAAUUUUUAAAUUCCAAUUUGUUUUAUUAUUUCAUUUUGUUUUUUAUUUUUUCUGCAAAAAUGGAGUUCAUAUACAGAAAUACAUGGAGAUGUAUAUUAAGAAAAAUAUAAGAGGAAUAAAACAGGAAUUCUUUAACAUAGGAAAAAAAGUUAUAUAUGAAAUAGAUAUUAAAACAAAAAACAAAGAUAAAGAUACAUAUGUAUAUUAUAUUACAAAUAUAUUAUUGAUACUUAUAUAAAAAAUAAUUUUAAACACACAGCAUUGUAUAAAAUAAAAUAGUGUGAAAAUCACACUUGAUCACUUUAUAUCAAAUUAAUAAACAAAUGAAAAAAAAUAAUUUAAACUAGAAAAUAACAGAAACUUUUUGUUAUUGUUUUUAUAGAAUAAUUAUACUUAUUUUAAAUAUAAAAACAAUUUUGGUUUAUAGUAACGUUAUUAUUUGUUUUUUUUUAUUUUUGUUGGUUUUUGAUUUUAACUAUAAUAACUAGAGUUAACAUAACAAUUUAGUUAUUUUUGUUGUUGUUAUUUAAUUAAUUUUAAUAAAAUUUAUACUACACAAAA